This is a messenger RNA of Ruditapes philippinarum (Manila clam), 1322 nucleotides long. RefSeq lists its product as uncharacterized. Bases 243 to 1316 code for a protein of 357 amino acids. NCBI's taxonomy places the organism in Eukaryota, Metazoa, Mollusca, Bivalvia, Venerida, Veneridae. The transcript is spliced from 2 exons. The record is from RefSeq and is a predicted model, not a curated record.
UCGAAAUAUUGCUUUCUACAGAUUUACAGUCUCAAGACAACUAUCUUUUAUUAUCAACAGAUGCAUUUUAGCAAUUUUCGACGUCUUAGAAACAAAACAGUGAUCUUUUAAUUCAAUUUUUACCGAAUUAACAUUUUUCUCACCUUGAUCUGGAUAACUAGACGCUUUACAUUCCUGAAAAAAGCGCCUGUGUCAACCGGUGUUAAUGUAAACAAACUGUCAAUCAGCUGUUAUUUAUCAAAAUGAUUGCUAAAUUCUUUAUCAUCUACUGUGUGUUACUACCGGGCUACAAAUAUAGUAUCUAUCUUACAUCAACGACAGGUAAUCUGAAACCUACAGAAUACAUAUCCUACUUAAGCCAAUCAACAAUUGAACAUGUCAACAAAGAUGUAAAUAUACCGAUUACCAAUAUACAACUCUCCUCAGAUUUUAAUGUUACCACCAAUUUUAUGAUUUACUAUCAUCUUGUGCACAGCAGAAGAGUGAAGUAUCAACCAAUAAAACUAAGUCAUUGCUAUCGACUCUAUUUAUUAGUCCUAUCUGGAGAUAUUGCUCUAAACCCAGGCCCAGUAAAAUUUCCAUGUGGAAAAUGUGCCAAACCUGUUGCCAAGAACCAUCGAGCUAUUUAUUGUGAGGCAUGUUAUUACUGGUGGCAUAUCAAAUGUGCAGGGAUGUCUUCAGAAAAGUAUAAAACUUUGUCAAACAGCGAGGAACCAUGGGUAUGUGAUCAAUGUCUACAUUUUCAUUUUACUGACUCUCAUUUCGAAGAGAGUCUUAGCAACCUAUCAACCCAAAGUUUGGAGAAGGAAGAAAAUACACAUUCUAUUUUUGAAGAACUAAGAUCUACAAGAUCAAAACAUAUAAAUAAAUUUAUUACAGCUCAUCUAAAUAUAAACAGUAUAAGAAACAAAUUUUGUGAAAUUCAUGAACUACUGUUGGAUAAAUUAGUCGACUUAUUAUUUAUUUCUGAAACAAAAUUAGAUUCAACAUUUCGUGAUGGCUUAUUUGAUAUUCCAGGCUAUAAACUUCAAAGAAAGGAUCGUACAUCUUCUGGCGGUGGUAUUGCUGCAUUUAUACGAAGUGACAUUCCAGCAAGACGAAGAAAGGAUCUUGAACAUGAUCAAAUCGAAAGUAUAUAUCUUGAGAUCCCGCAAGUAAGAACUACAACUACUGGUAAAAAAUCUUUCAGGUAUGCUGCACCUGCUUUAUGGAAUACUCUACCUGACAAUUUUAGAAAAUGUUCAAAUUUUGCUCAGUUUAAAAAGUUAAUUUCAUCCUGGAAUGGUAAACAGUGUAAAUGUAUUGCUUGCAGCUAACUUCUA